Messenger RNA from Protopolystoma xenopodis, 762 nucleotides. NCBI's taxonomy places the organism in Eukaryota, Metazoa, Platyhelminthes, Monogenea, Polystomatidea, Polystomatidae. The record is from the annotation of a GenBank genome assembly.
AUGCAGGAUCGCGCAAUUACCGAUUAUUUUGGUGUGAGUAAAACUCCCUCGGCUUAUCAUCUACGCAAGCGAGAUAUAUCAAAAUUAUCUCCAGACACAAUUAAGGUACAAAUAGAAAAACCAGAGGGAUCUAUAUCUUUUGGAAAAAGAAAAGUGUCUGCUCUUGACAAUUGUAUUGAGUCGAAAGAAGAGCCACUCCGAACCAAACAGUCUAUUCCAAACUUGGAUCAUUUUGCCAGCUCAUCACCGAUAAAAACGUUGACUUUCUUGCCUGCACAUGAGCGCUUUGCACAUUUAAGUUCAAAUGCUUCCACACCGGCCCUUCAUACUUCCCCAUUAAAAACUCCAACUAAAAAGUUUCUCUCUCAGCAUCAAGAGCAAUAUGGAGUUUCCCUACCGCGUCCAGGGGAGGAAAAUGUAACCGCACUCACUAAUUUAGUGGAAGGUGCAGAGGCUACUAGCAUCAUCUCGCCUGAACUUCAUCUUCCCUCGCAUAUGCGUCUUCUUUGGGAGCUGUUUCGAGCUUGUGAUAAUGUAGUGAGUAUGCUUCAUAAUCGCUCUGAGAUGUGUCGUUUCGAUAAAGUUCGUCUUUCUGUUCAAGAAAUCGUCAGGAGAGAUUUUGAUGAAAGGCAUGUUGCUCAGUUUAUUACUGUGUAUCCAGAUGCUUACAAGUUACAUUACGAAAGACAAUUAGACAAACAUACACGACAGGCAACUAGCGAAUUCGUAUUAGUGUUGACUCCAAAUUUACGUACAGGUUAG